AUGGGCGGCGAGAACGCGGUCCGUAGCAUCACGCUGGAGAACUCGUCGCAUGCGCUGUCGGAUGGGCGCACGGUGCACUACCGCGUCGAGCGGCAGAUCGGGUGCGGUUCGUUCGGCGCUGUCUUCCAAGUCGUCAUCGAGGAGACGGGGGAAGUUGUCGCGAUCAAGAAGAUCUUCCAAGACAAGCGCAUCAAGAACCGCGAGCUCCAGAUCAUGCGUCAGCUCCACCAUGGCAACAUUGUGCAGCUCAAGCACAGCUUCUACUCGCGGGCAGGCGCGGACGACCUCUACCUCAACCUCGUGCUCGAGUACAUCCCGGAGACGAUCUAUAGCAUCAUUCGCCGCUUCCAGGAACGGCAGAAGGUGCUGCCGCUCAUUUACACCAAGCUGUACAUGUACCAAAUGUGCAUUGCGCUCGGGUACUUGCACUCGAUGGGCAUUUGCCAUCGCGACAUCAAACCCCACAACGUACUCGUGAACCCACAGACGCACGUCGUGAAGCUCUGCGACUUCGGCAGUGCCAAGAUGCUCCAGGCCCACGAACCCAACGUCUCGUACAUUUGCUCGCGCAUGUACCGCGCACCGGAACUCAUCUUUGGAGCGACCAACUACACGACGGCCAUCGACAUGUGGUCGCUCGGGUGCGUCUUUGGCGAAAUGUUGCUAUCCAAGCCACUUUUUCCUGGCGAGAGCGGGUUCGUGGACCAGCUCAGCAACAUCAUCAAGAUCGUGGGCACGCCGACGCGCGACGACGUCCACGCGAUGAACCCGCAGCACACGGACUUCAAGUUCCCGCGCAUCCGCCCGCAAUGGGCUGUCAAGUUUGGCGAUUGCCACUCGGAGGCCGUCGACCUCAUCACCAAGAUGCUCGUCUAUGCUCCGUCCAAUCGCAUGCACCCGCUCGAGGCUGCGGCCCACCCGUUUUUUGACGACUUGCGGCGCCCGCAUUUCGCCCUCGCCAACAACCAACCCGUGCCGCCCCUCUUUAACUUUACACUUCAAGAGCUAUCGCAAGUGCCGCAGGACGUUCGGGAGCGCCUCGUACCCCCCCAUGCGCGCAAUGCGUGGAACUGGACCCAAGUCGACGAAUCGUAG
This is a messenger RNA of Saprolegnia diclina VS20, 1095 nucleotides long. Its product is annotated as CMGC/GSK protein kinase. The transcript is spliced from 8 exons. The record is from RefSeq and is a predicted model, not a curated record. Gene Ontology annotation, cellular component: cytoplasm. NCBI's taxonomy places the organism in Eukaryota, Oomycota, Saprolegniomycetes, Saprolegniales, Saprolegniaceae. Bases 1 to 1095 code for a protein of 364 amino acids. Gene Ontology annotation, molecular function: ATP binding; protein serine/threonine kinase activity. Gene Ontology annotation, biological process: signal transduction; protein phosphorylation.